This is a messenger RNA of Glossina fuscipes, 1821 nucleotides long. RefSeq names its product lysophosphatidylserine lipase ABHD12. Bases 171 to 1433 code for a protein of 420 amino acids. Gene Ontology annotation, biological process: phosphatidylserine catabolic process; monoacylglycerol catabolic process. The record is from RefSeq and is a predicted model, not a curated record. Gene Ontology annotation, molecular function: phosphatidylcholine lysophospholipase A1 activity; monoacylglycerol lipase activity. NCBI's taxonomy places the organism in Eukaryota, Metazoa, Arthropoda, Insecta, Diptera, Glossinidae. The transcript has 5 exons. Gene Ontology annotation, cellular component: endoplasmic reticulum membrane.
AUAUAUAUAUACAUCUAUAUAUAAUAAAAUUUAAUUUACUAUCAUACGCUUAACAUAUAUAAUAAAAUUUUCCGCGCUUGUUAUCACAGUUUCGCAAGUUCCGGUACUAUUGUUAUUAUUGUUGUUAAAAAUCGCUCUUAAAUCACGCACCUUGAAACGUCUAAAGAACCAUGAACGAAGGUUAUACACUUCUUAAUUUAAUAUUUCGUGCUACAUUCAUUCCCGGAGUGUUUAUUAUAGUUUGGCUAACUGGUUUAAUAUCUUUAACAACAGUACAAAUAUGUUUAGCGGCAUUCGGUUUAAUAUUUGUAAUAUUACCUUUAAUAUUCCGUUAUUCUGUGACACUACAGAGAGGCAUUCUAUUUUUAACAUUUAUUACAUAUCCCAGAGAUCUCGAUUUAAGUAAUCCGUCCAGCGUUGGCUUGUACGCGACGCGUAGCUUUUUUUUAAACGUUCGAGAUAGUGAUGUGGACAAUGAAACCACAAAUAACGAGGCGUCGAGGAAAACUUCAAUAAUACGCAUAGGCAUCUGGCAUGUCCUCCCCAGACAUGUUGCUAAACGUUUUGCCAAGGAGUUACACGUAAACACGGAUGUUUUUGAUGAUACCGACAGAAAUGUUACGGAAAUCAAAGAUGAAACACUCGAUUUGCUCGAAUCGGUUAUGAAAACAUCAUUUCCGAAUAUAAAUCGUGAAAAUGAGAAUUUCUUUUACGAACGUUUAAUGAAGAUGCCGGGAAAUACAGUCAUCUUGUAUUUGCAUGGUAAUACGGCUUCGCGUGGCUCUGGCCAUCGUUUGGAUGUCUAUAAAAUGUUACGCAAUCUGGGUUAUCAUGUGAUAGCGUUAGACUAUCGCGGAUACGGUGAUUCCGAUCCCAUAUCGCCGACUGAGGAAGGCGUAGUACGUGACGCCAUGACUGUUUACAAUUACAUAUGUAAUAUAACUACAAAUCCGGUCAUAAUAUGGGGACAUUCUUUGGGCACCGGUGUUGCAACAAAUAUGCUGUCACAACUGAACUAUAUGAAUGAGAAGGGUCCUAAAGGUGUCAUAUUAGAGUCGCCUUUCACCAACAUAAGAGACGAAAUCAGACAACAUCCAUUUGCCAGACCCUUUAAACAUCUGCCCUGGUUCGAUUUGACUAUAGCCCGACCUAUGUAUUCUAAUUCUUUGCGCUUUGAGUCCGAUCAGCAUAUCAGUGAAUUUCGCCAACCAAUCAUGAUUUUACAUGCCGAAGAUGAUUAUGUAGUACCCUUUCAGUUGGGCUAUCAACUUUAUCGUAUUGCUUUAGAUACCAGAGGCAAAUCUUGGGGCCCAGUAGAAUUUCAUCGUUUCGAAGCUUCUCAUCAUUAUGGUCACAAAUAUAUAGUGCACGCACCUGAAUUACCAGAAUUGGUGAAAAAUUUCGUUAUCACUUAUCGUAAUGAAGUUUUUUAAAAAAAAAAAAAAAAAAAAAAACAUUCUCUCAUUUUUCACUUUACAGCCGUAAAAACAACCAUACAUUUUAUACAUCUGCUUAAUAAAUAAGUAGCUAUUCAAAUGCUGAUUAUACAUUAGAUAAAUCUUUAGUCUAGAAAUUUUCCUAUUUGGACGUAAACAUCAAACAUAAUUUGAAGCUUUCUAGUAUUUAUUUAUAUGAAAUUUUUUUAUUUAUGUAUUUCGAUCUGAUCUUCUUUCCAUUCUCGCUAAGUCAUAGUAUUAAUUAUUUUUAUUAUUAUCAUUUUUUUUUUUCCUCAUUUAUAUUUACUAAUUAACCUAUAACAAGAGUUGUAUUAAAAAUUCUGUGAAUAAAAUACAUAUAAAAUAAACAACCACAAAUAAAACA